GCGCACUGGUCCACCUCCAUCCGCUCCAUCUGGCGAUUCGCCCGGCCGGGGCCCAAAGAGGAGAGUGGGAGGGCGCGGCGCGGCGCGGCGCCGGGAGCCCGUCCGUCGUGCCUCCCCGGCGGCCGCGCGAGCUCUACUCGAGGCCGCUAGAAGCCCGACCGGCGGGCCUCGCUCCGACGCUCGCCAAAAGCCAACGAUCGAGCCUCGUUCCUACCGCAUCGCCCUCCGUCCCCAAAAAUAACAACAACAACGGCGACCCGGUUCCGAUCCGACGACGCUUCCGAGCGUCAGUCCAAAUCCGUAAGGACGCUGGCAUCUGAAAACCAAUGUUAACGGCGGCGGGUCAAAGAGCCUAGUCAAAUGUCGCUCGGGACGCGAGAAGUCGGUCCAAAGUCAGCAGGACGGCUCCAACUUUGCCGUCACGUCCGUCCGCACGCACUUUAGAGGCUCGAGUCGGGGGUCGCCGAUCGAUCUACCCAGCCGAGGCGGGACUCCCGGGCAGACUCGCACGUCCGGCUCGCCCUAAACCCGCCGAACGGGCUUCCGGAACAUCUUGACCGCGUUCGGUACCAGCCGCAACUUUCAACAAACACUCAACGGACCCGUCGGAGACUACAGAAGGGGGUGGUCAGCUGCGACGAGCAGGCGGGCGAUCGGUGCCCUCUUGUGCUCACGCGGAGAACUGCAGCACGCGCGCAGGAAACCGGAAAGCUAGACUCGUUGACGUCCAAAAUAAUGGCAUUUUUAUUUUAUUUUUUUUUAAUCACUGACGCAAACUCUCGUAUUAAGGCGCCUCCCUGUCCAUUUUCAACUGUAGGAAAUAUAAGUAAUGAGGAGUCAAGUCAAGCGCGGAUACGUGAAAAGGAAGGUAACUUCCGGCUGCACUUGCAGCCAGUGGCUAGCAGCUUGUAGUUAGCAGUAAGCGGAACACCGGCCAUGGCGCCGCUGCGGGUCUUGUGCCUUCACGGCUACCGGCAGAACGGCGCCUCGUUCCGGGAGAAGACGGGCGCCCUCAGAAAGCUCCUCAAGAAAAAAGUCGACUUUGUCUACAUGGACGCGCCGCACUCGAUCGAACAAGGCCAGGAGAGCGGCGACGGCGACCGUCGCGGCUGGUGGUUCUCAGACCCCGGCGCGCGGACCUUCGACGCUCGGCAGCUCUGCGAGGACAGCUCGGGCCUGGACGAAAGCGUGGCGGCGGUGCGGGAGGCGGCGCGCCGUCACGCGCCGCUGGACGGCGUCCUGGGCUUCAGCCAAGGCGCCGCUUUGGCGGUCGUGCUCUGCGCGUUGCGGGAAUCGGGCGCCGAGCCCGACUUGAGCUUCCGGUUCGCCAUCCUGGUGGCCGGCUUCCGCAGCCGCUGCGCUCGGCACCUGACCUUUUACUCCGCGCCGCUGGAGACGGCGUCCAUGCACGUCUUCGGCCUGGAGGACGGCGUGAUUCCCGCCGACGAGAGCCGCGAUCUACUGGCCGUCUUUCGAGAACCGGAGGUCAUGACGCAUCCCGGCGGACAUUUUGUCCCGGCCGCUUCCGCUCACAGACAAAACUACCAGGACUUUCUGGAGCGCUUUCAGUAAUGGAGGAAGACGAGGUUUUUUUCCGUGUCAGUUGGCUGGCGGGUGGCCACAAAAGGAUUCCCGUGCCACAAAAGUUGAAACAUCACUUGAUAAAUGAGUGCGGUAAAAAAAAAAUCAGUUUCUCAUUUAUGUCCUAACAAUUUGCUCCAACCAAAUUCCAACGUCAAAAAAGUAAGUCCUAACUAAUAAAGAGCGUCCAUUUAAGUCGAAAAGUCAAUUUGCUCAAAAUGUCAAUGCGCUUUGGCUGCAUAAUGCAUGCUGGGAGGACAACACCAGAUAAUUAUGAACAAGGAUUUAGAAAAUGAAAGGCUUAUAACAGUGUGUAUAAAAAAUCAAUUCAAAAAAUCCAGUACCAACAGUAAUUCCCAUGUAUUUACCAAAUACACGGUUACACAUUUUUUAUCCUAAUUGUUGAGCGAUUUGAAAGAUCUACAUCACAAACUCAUACAUCCAAUGUUUCAAACAAGGUUCAUGAACAGAUUUUUCAAGGUUUUGUCUUAAAAGAUGCCACUUUUCCCUCAACCUCUACAUCCAAUUCCAUCUCAAAGCAAGUUUUGUAUUUGCAGAAAUUUUGCCAAAGGUUUGCCUAAAUGGCAAAUUCGUCCAAUCUUUUCUGAGGAAAAAAAAGUCAAAGAUCGUGUAGAAAUCUCCUUUGUCGCUUGGAACCAAAAGCACGCGUCUAUUGAAAACACGAUGAAUCCAGCAAAGAUGUCGCAGAUGUUCUUGCACACGUUUUCAUGAUGCGCUCUACGUGGUCCUGGAGGUGGGGCGGGGCUAGAGCCGGGGUCACCGCCCGCCUCUAUAACAGACCCCCACCCAAACACGCACGCUGUCUAUCGUGUAAAUUUUUGUUUGUGUUUUAUUGGCUGCGCUGGUUCUCCCUGAACAGUAAGAGUUUGAUUUGCUGUUAUUUGUCGAGCGUGCGGGAAGGCGGAGCCUACACUGGCCCCGCCUCCCAAAUGAAGCGCUUAUUUUCUUCUGCUGUGUCUUGUAAAAAACCCCAAAUUGUUUUUCUUCCGGUGGUGUUGAGCAUUUCAACUAACGCGUUAAGGAUGAUAAAUUGAUGAGAAAAAGAAGUUUGCAUUUCCAAACAACGCAGUCACCGCGUAUUUGCGCACUUCUCGGUACAACCGACGAUGAUGGAAGCAAGUUUAUUUCAAAAUAAAACUAGACUUCUUACGCUCCCGUGGAGGUCGGAUGCAAUAUUAAACACACAAAACAAGACAAAAAUGACACAAACUGAGGAUUUCAAUCGGAGAUCUAUUUUGUUUUCCAAACACGCCCACUACCUAAUGCACAAUAGCACAAGCUGAGUGGUUAGCACGUCUGCGUUACAUUUCUGGAAUCAAGGGUUGGGCCUUCCUGUGUGGAGUUUGUAUGUUCUCCCCGUGCCUGCCUGGGUUUUCUCCAGUUUCCUCCCGCAUCGCCAAAACAUGCGUGGUAGGCUGA
Corythoichthys intestinalis (scribbled pipefish) is the source of this 3021-nucleotide messenger RNA. It is a transcript of the gene ovca2, whose product is annotated as OVCA2 serine hydrolase domain containing. Gene Ontology annotation, biological process: response to retinoic acid. The record is from RefSeq and is a predicted model, not a curated record. Lineage: Eukaryota; Metazoa; Chordata; Actinopteri; Syngnathiformes; Syngnathidae. The coding region runs from base 937 to 1572 and encodes 211 amino acids. Gene Ontology annotation, cellular component: cytoplasm; nucleus. Gene Ontology annotation, molecular function: hydrolase activity. The transcript is spliced from 2 exons.